This is a messenger RNA of Zymoseptoria tritici IPO323, 720 nucleotides long. RefSeq lists its product as uncharacterized. Lineage: Eukaryota; Fungi; Ascomycota; Dothideomycetes; Mycosphaerellales; Mycosphaerellaceae. Bases 204 to 641 code for a protein of 145 amino acids. The transcript has 2 exons. The record is from RefSeq and is a predicted model, not a curated record.
UCAUCAACUCACCUCGACCGCCGCUCAACCCACUCGCUUCGACGAACAUCUUCGACAUUCGAAUCGGAUCCUCGACGAACUGAUCGCGCUUGAAGGCUACCCACGCCGUGGUGCAUCGAAAGCCUUCGCCUUCUCCCGCCAUCCUUGGAACGACCCGGAUGGAUAUUGCUGCCAGGCUUCAGAAACGCCAGAACACCGGAGACAUGAGCAACUCUGUCAACGACGACUACUAUGAUGGCAACUGGUGGUGGUCAGAUACCGGCUACGCAAUCAGAUACACCAUCAUCAUCGUCAUCCUCGCCAUCAUCCUCCUAUACUUCGUGGGCGGCUACUUUCACGCCCGCCGCCGCAUGAAGAAAGGACUUCCUCUCAAGCGAUACCACAGGUGGAUGGUACGUCGCCAAUACAGACAACAACAACAUGCCGCGCCGCAAUACAACGCCUAUUACCAGGACCCCAACCAGCAAGGCUAUCCAAUGCAGCCGUAUGGCAACAAUCCACCUCCGCCGUAUGUGGCUCCGCCUCCAGCCUACGCGCCACCCGAGGGCGCUUCCAAGGCCAUGGCGGAUCAGAACUACACACAUCUUGCACAGGCGGGCGGACCAAGUGGACCGCCUCCUCCGGCGGCGAUGCGGCAGUGAAAGAUUGAAAUACAGUAUUGGAAACAUAUGAGCGUUCGGAAGCGUGCAUGGAGUUAUUGCGGUACAGAAUGAUGGUUUG